GCGUUCUACAGUUGUGGGCUUAUCACGUUGUCCCCGUAUCUUAUCCGAAACACUCGAUAAACCCCGCCAAUGUCCCCUCCCUCUUCAACCUCUUCGUCCUCUUCCUCCCGCAACCCUAAACCCCCUCUAUCCUUCGCACUACCGAGCUCCUCCCAUGGCGAAGAACCCCGAGAAGAGGAAGGAGCUCACCUCCGUGGAGAGGAGAGUGGCGCGCAUCGCCAGCCACCUCCUCCCUUCUAUCUCUCCCCUCUCUCCCGCGCCUCCGAUCGUGCGAUCCGUGGCUUCGGCCGAGGACAGCUACAGGCGCGUCCAUGGCGAGGUCUCGGCGAAGGAGGCCGCGUGGAGAGAGGUGUGCGAUGAUGAGUCGGGGAAGGGGUUCGUCGACAUUAUCUAUGAGAAAGCCCUCGGGGAAGGGAUCGCCAAGAUCACAAUCAAUCGUCCAGAAAGAAGAAAUGCUUUCCGGCCCCUAACAGUUAAAGAGCUUAUGCGUGCAUUCAACGAUGCUAGGGAUGACAGUACAAUUGGUGUCGUCAUUUUGACAGGAAAGGGAACCAAGGCCUUUUGCAGUGGUGGUGACCAAGCAUUGAGGAGUUCUGAUGGAUAUGCUGAUUUUGACAGUUUUGGUCGUCUGAAUGUAUUGGAUCUUCAGGUACAGAUUCGCCGUCUCCCUAAACCAGUCAUCGCGAUGGUGGCAGGUUAUGCUGUAGGCGGUGGACACAUAUUACACAUGGUCUGCGAUCUAACAAUUGCAGCUGACAAUGCAGUUUUUGGUCAGACUGGCCCUAAGGUUGGAAGCUUCGAUGCUGGUUAUGGUUCCUCGAUCAUGUCCCGCUUGGUUGGACCAAAGAAAGCACGAGAAAUGUGGUUCCUCUCGCGAUUUUACACUGCUUAUGAAGCAGAGAAAAUGGGACUCAUAAAUGUGGUAGUGCCACUUGAGAUAUUAGAGCAGGAAACGCUUAAAUGGUGCCGGGAAAUUUUGCGGAACAGCCCAACAGCCAUCCGGGUGCUCAAAUCUGCUCUUAACGCUGUAGACGAUGGCCAUGCCGGUCUUCAGGAGCUUGGUGGGAAUGCAACACUCAUCUUUUAUGGCACGGAAGAGGCAAAUGAAGGAAAGACGGCUUACAUGGAGCGGCGACGUCCCGAUUUCUCAAAAUUUCCAAGGAAACCUUAAUGCCUCGUUCUGAUUCUCAUCUCUUAUUUACUUUGUUGUAUGAGAAGUUGCAUGAACGGAGCUCUAAAUCUUUUUUUGUAUUUUAGUAAAUAUAUUAUUCAAUAACAAAAUCAGCUAGAUCAAUAACAUUAUCUUUGUUUAAGCACAGCACCA
Molecule: messenger RNA, 1324 nt
Organism: Ananas comosus (pineapple)
Lineage: Eukaryota; Viridiplantae; Streptophyta; Magnoliopsida; Poales; Bromeliaceae
Product: 1,4-dihydroxy-2-naphthoyl-CoA synthase, peroxisomal
Exons: 9
Coding region: 155-1171 (338 amino acids)
Biological process (GO): menaquinone biosynthetic process
Cellular component (GO): cytosol
Molecular function (GO): 1,4-dihydroxy-2-naphthoyl-CoA synthase activity
Source: RefSeq, a predicted model, not a curated record